AUGUUCAAAACCGCCGGUCCUUCCUCUGUUGUAUCACGAAAUGCGAUCCCCGGUUCAAAAUCUCCCGCCGCCCCAGACCUACCUGCCCUCCAGAGUGCAAGUAGGGUCUUGCAGGACCAAAUAUCAAAGGAUGCUCAGUUGGUGCCGGAUGUUGGGGAUCUAUUGACGAACCCCCAAAUGCCAUUUUCCUCGUCGUACAGCGUGUUCAACGACAAUCAGCAUGUCCCUUUUGCAAAGCGGAGGAUAGCUCACAUCCCCGACGCUGUCUUCUACCACUAUGACAGCGCCAAUGUAACCUCACAUAUGGGUCUGAUGCCUGAAAUUGAUCGUGUAUGGAUUACCAUUGACCACAAGCUCUUUCUAUGGGACUACGUGGAAGGCCAGGAAUUGCAUUCAUUCGUCGACCAGCCUGAUGUCAUUUCCCACGUCGCUCUUGUGAAGCCCAAGCCAAACAUUUUCAUUGACGAGAUAGUCUAUCUGCUUGUCAUCUGCACGCCGGUGUCCGUCCUUCUCCUCGGCCUAUCUGUGUCGACGCCUCCCCCCGGCAGUCGCAGUCUCAAAGAUAUAAAACUUUACGCGACCGACAUGUCAAUAACCACGGAAGUUGAAAUGACAUCGGUGAUCGGUACGAAGAAUGGCCGAAUAUUCAUGUGCGGGGCUCACGACGGCAACUUGUACGAGUUGCAUUAUCAAGAAAAGGAAGGCUGGUUCGGUAAGAAAGUGCAACUGGUAAAUCACUCGGUUAGCGGGAUGCAGAGUUUGUUCCCUAUGCUCGCUACUCCCAGAUCAGAAGACAACUUCAAACUAUUGGUUUCCGAUCCGUCAAGGGACUGCUUCUAUGCGCUUUCUUCCAGAAACACAAUAAGCAUCUACAGGCCAAACGGAGAGAAAUCAGUCCAACAACUGCAGACGCUCUCGAGUCUGUACAAUAUCGCUCAACAGAAGGUACCUGGACAUCCUGCCAUCACCCCCAGUAGUUUCCAGAUCGUCAGCUUGCAUGUCAUUGAGAAGAAUGAAGCCCCACGAUCAGGCGUGCAACUCAUGGCUACAACAGUGAACGGUGUCCGCCUGUACUUCGGACCUUCGUCAGCCGGAUACGGGUACUCCUUCAAUGUAAUGAAUAGCAGUUCUUCCAUACCUGGGCACCGGCCACUACAGCUGGUUCAUGUCCGCCUACCACCCGUCAACCUUCUACAUCCAGAUGACGGGCUAUUUACUGCCAGCGCACUGGCUUCAGGGCAACCACCUCCGCAACCUGCAUAUCCGCCUUACGUUGUGUCAAGAAUAGAGAACGUCUGCUACACUUCUGGUCUUACGAUAGCUGCAGAACCCGGCGACGGCAUGGAUGGGAACGAUUUCAUUCUCUGCAUGGCGCCAGAUCUCACCAAGAUUGGAGAGCUUGGGCAAGUAAAGGAGAUCCAGCCUCAGCAACCACCGCGUCCACCAAUGCAGUCGUAUUACCCCGUCACUACACCUGGCCCGUCACGCCCGCCUUUGACUGAGUACGCGACCAUGAUCGAGAUAUCUGGUCGUACUUGGGCAAUCGCACCUAUUCCUCGCACACCUUAUCACAGCUCGACUCCGUCCGAGUCCCCUGUACCCGUGGCAGCAAACGAGCUCGCUGUCCAGUUUUGCGAGCCUCCAACGCAAUUUAUGAUCCUGACGAACGCCGGACUAGUAUAUCUGUGGAAGAGAAGAGCGCUUGAUUACUUGCGAGCGGUUAUUGAAGAUUUCCACGCAGAUGGCAAUCCUCAGCCUAUUCUUGAUUUCCGAGACAGUUUUGGCCGAGAUCAAACGUGUGCUAUGUUGCUCGCACUCGCAAGUGGCAACACAUUCUUGGAUAUCGAUAACUUCGCAUCACCGACGCUGAGUACUGGAAAGAUAGCCAACGUUAGCUCCGAGAUAGCGGCUGUAGCAAAACAAGCCUUCUAUGACUUUGGGGAGCGACCCAUGUGGGCAGAACGGGCAACGCUUGGCACAAGUGAGAAUGCGGGGAGUGCGAUCUUCAGUGGCCGUCGAGAAGGAUUCGCAUUCUACUUUGCGAGACUCGUACGACCAUUGUGGAAAGUGAAGUUGGUCCAAACCGGGGCUCUCGGUUUAGCAGAGUGCGGCAUACCUGAGGAGACUCUCGUGACGACACAGAAGAACCUUCACGCUCUGAAGGAAUUCUUGGACAAGAAUCCGCAUCUGUUCCAUUCCGCUCCUGGGGACAAAGCAGGUGCGAGAGGCGCCGCUGCAAGCGAGCAAGAAGCGUGGAAGGCCGAACAAAGCUCAGUUUCACAACUUCAAGCGCUGCUUGCUAGGACCAUCGAAGCUAUAUCGUUCCUUCUCCUUUUGGUAGACUACAAGCUAGCUGACCUUAUUGCCCAAUGUGACCCUGAGACCCAGAAGAUGAUUACCUCACUUACUUUUGAGGGUCUCGUGGUAACAAGUGAAGGCAUUACUGCGGCCAGGGCCCUCGUGAACGUGGUGAUCGACCAGCAGAUAGGGCAACAGAUUAGCGUUGACACCAUAAGCGAAGUGCUCCAGGAGCGAUGUGGCUCGUUCUGUAGUACAGAUGAUGUCCUGUUUUAUAAGGCCAAAGAGAAUGUGCGUAAAGCCGCGGAAACAGUCAAUUUGGCGGAGAAGCAGAAUUGGUUGAACGAGUCACUGCGACUAUUCAUAAAAGCGGGGGCCAUCCUGACAUUAGAGAAACUUCGCGAGAUAUGUGGUGAAUAUCAGCAGCUAAGAUACCCGAAAGGGGCUGUGGAAUUGCCACUGCACUACGCUCAGGUCGUCGACGCCGAACGUCUUGGUCAGGAGUACUGGUAUGCCGGCUGCCCUGCGAGCGACCGACGUUCAGAGUUCUGGGAACGAAGGAAGCAAUGUUAUGACCUAGUGUUGGACUCCCUGACCGUAUUCGAGGAGAGGGCAGGUGCAGCACCCGAACAAGGAGACGGACCGGAAGAUCCGGAAACUAUUCGUAGUCAUGCCUUCGCACUAGCUUUCGCCAGCAACGACGAAAUGUUCCAUUCCACCAUGUAUGAAUGGCUACUGGGCAAGGGAGUCGCCGAUGAACUGUUGGAGAUGCGUCCUCCUUACCUCGAAGCUCACUUAAGACGCGAACCGAUAACAGUGCAGAAAUAUCAAUUGUUAUGGCAGUUUUAUGUCAAAAAUGGUCAGCCACUACGCGCAGCAGAGGUACUUGCCGCUCUCGCAGAUUCUUUGCAGCUCGGACUAACGCUGGAGGAGCGGCUGGAGUAUCUGACCCUGGCCGUUGGCAACGCGAAGUCACACCCAAUCUCAGCUGAGGGGAGACAUGAGACGGCAAUCGCUUUCCUAGCAGAAUUGGAGGACAAGCUGGAGGUUGCGCAAGUGCAGCUUGAAAUGUACCACACCCUCGUACCCCAUAUUAAAGACGCAGAAGAAGUCAGAGAGAGGAUCCAGUUGCUCGGGCGACGAUUGUUCACCAUGACUGAGCUCUUCGAGUUAUACGCCGCGCCUUUCGAUCUUCGAGAGAUGCAAUUGCUGAUUCUACAUGUCUCUGAUCAUCGAGAUGAACAUCUAGUGAGACCUAUUUGGAACAGAAUAUUCGCGGAUACCACCGCAGGGGUCGAUCCUAAAGAAGGCGCAGACCAGUUGAUCUCAAAGGUUGUUUCGCUUGGGCACCGGUUCUACCCCUCGGAGAGCGCGUUCCCUCUGCAAUACAUUGCAUCUCUGCUUGUUCGCUUUGAGCUAGCUAACAAGGGUGUAAUCCCGUACGGAUGGGCGCCGCGCGUUCUGGUGCAGUGUGGAGUGCCUUAUGGCGAGAUCUGGGACAUCUUUAAUGAGAUGUACGAAUCUCAGGUCCCACCAUUCAAUGACCAAUCUAAUGUCCAAGCUAUCUCCUCGGACAUCGCGGUGCUUCUAACAGACUGGAUGCAAGAAGCACAGCGACCGCUAUCAUCUGCUGCUCGGGAGUUCCCAGUAGAUCGGAUAGAUGGCGCGGUGGGCCUGUAUCUCUCUGAGUUGGAUCCGAAUAGGACAGAAACCAAAGCUGCCUACGAGGCACUCAGACGGUACGUGCGGACAGGCGGCAAGGUCUGGUGAUGUUCUGGAGAUACUGUAUAUGUAUGUAGUCGCAUCAUUUCCAUAUUCUCAUCGUACAUAUUCAUAUAUGUGGCCGAUUGCUGAUCCUCCAAAACUGAUGACCCCGGCUUCACCCGACUUCAAGAAUAGCGUCCUCUGCCCGCAGGAGAAGACGCUGAGUGAUCUUCUGUGUCCAGCCGUAGACCUUCAGGAGCGUACGGGCAGCUCCGACAAUGAUAAGGACCACAAUUACUAUGGUCGCAAGGUCUCCGCCACCCCGCCUACUACGGGUGGCCCGAUAACGAGCAAGCCACCCGAUUGGGAAAGGCAU
Gloeophyllum trabeum ATCC 11539 is the source of this 4378-nucleotide messenger RNA. RefSeq names its product nucleoporin. The record is from RefSeq and is a predicted model, not a curated record. Bases 1 to 4068 code for a protein of 1355 amino acids. The transcript has 21 exons. Gene Ontology annotation, molecular function: structural constituent of nuclear pore. Gene Ontology annotation, biological process: protein import into nucleus; transcription-dependent tethering of RNA polymerase II gene DNA at nuclear periphery; RNA export from nucleus. Lineage: Eukaryota; Fungi; Basidiomycota; Agaricomycetes; Gloeophyllales; Gloeophyllaceae. Gene Ontology annotation, cellular component: nuclear pore inner ring; nuclear pore.